Magallana angulata is the source of this 2288-nucleotide messenger RNA. Its product is annotated as EGF-like domain-containing protein 2. The record is from RefSeq and is a predicted model, not a curated record. NCBI's taxonomy places the organism in Eukaryota, Metazoa, Mollusca, Bivalvia, Ostreida, Ostreidae. The transcript is spliced from 11 exons. Bases 134 to 1807 code for a protein of 557 amino acids.
GUAGGGCGACAGUGUGGACAUUAGGUUUUAUAAGGAUAAGAGACUUGGAACAUUCGUUUAGAAGUUCACACGAGCGUGUAAAAGUAACAGCAAGGGUUUUAACCUCAGGGACUAUACACCAUAGAAUAAUACGAUGAAGAUAAAGGGAAUUCUGAUUGUUGGAUUAAUCAUUUGUGUAAACAAUGUAUUUGCAAAAUGGCAUUGCCGUAAUAAACUGACGGGGGGCUGUCUGAACGGCGGAACCUGUAACAGUGACUCAGGGGAGUGUGCUUGUGUCGAGGGCUUUGAAGGAUAUAACUGUGGGCUAGAGACGGCAACGAAAUGUGCUGAUGACAAUACGGCAAACUGUAGAAAUGGAGGUAUAUGUUUUGAUACCGACAAAUGCUUCUGUACAGAGGAUUAUAUUGGAGACAAAUGUGACACGGCGCUCUCUUCCAUGACGUGUCGUGGGGAGGGUACAGACAUCACGGUCAUUGUCCCCACUGGUUUUGGAGGAGAGAUCUACUCAACUCAGUCUAGCGAAGCCACGGAUGACAUGGCGCCCGAGGAAUGCCAAUUUAAGGCUGAUACCCCCCGGGACGACGGUUAUGUACCGUACAAAUUCACCAUUCCAUUUGACAGAAGCAGCGCAUGCGUAGAUGCAACCUUGAAUGUCACUGAAAAUGAGAAUGGAGAUUCCGUGUACACGUCCGUCGUCGUCAAAACGUACAGCACAAUGUUCAUCACGGACUUCGAUGAACAGCUGACCUUCGUCUGUGUCCACUCCAGCAAUAACUUCACCCUGGGGACCAGGCUGGACCAAGUCGACCUCGAUAAAUCGAAAGAUUUGCAGAAGGAUAAGAAGGACGAGUCUUAUUCCCCAGUCCGAAUGAACGUACUCGACAAAGAUGAUGCUAAUCUCACUGGCACUGUUAAUGUCGGUGACGUCAUCAAACUUCGAUUUUACCUGGAUGACGAAACAGUGUACAAAUCUUUGAGAAUGGAGAAAUGUGUAGCAAAUGAUACCAGACCUGAUCAAGGAAGUAGUUUCGAAUUCCUAGAAAAGGGUUGCCCAACAGAUGCUGGUGCCUCUAUCAUGGUGAACACAAAUGGCCAAACGCUAACAGAAAUCCAGCACCCAUUUAAUGGAGGAACUGUAUCGGCAGCCGUGUUACAAAUCUAUGCUUUCAAAUUCAAGAGCACAGGAAAUGUAGCUUUCAACUGUCAAGUCAAGAUUUGCAAAGAAGGAGAAGAAGAGCAAUGUCAACCUAGAUGUGGAGCUACAGAUGAACUUAUACCCGCUGGGGGAGAAACCGAGGGUGUUGCUGAGACACCAGCGGAGACACCUGCAGAAACUCCCGCCGAAACACCUAUAGAUACCCCUGCUGAAACACCUGUAGAUACCCCUGCUGAAACACCUGUAGAUACACCCGCCGAAACAAAUGUAGAUAACCCCGCAGAGGUACCAGAAACUGUGCGAAGGAAGCGACGAUCAGCAUCCGAGGAAUUACAAGAGAAGACCUUCUCUGCAAUAGUCUCGGUGGUUGAUCCAUUUGAAACACAAUGGCGUAAAGACAAAGUUGGUAGCAGCACAGCGGCGCCAUCACCAACAACGGAACCCCCCAGUGAAGAGAAGACAUGCUUCCGCUCCCAGGAGAUCCUGAUCGUCAUCAUAGUCAUGUCGGUGUUUGUUUUUAUUUUGUUAGUGGCAUGUCUUGCCAUGUCAUGUGCCAUUCUUAAAUUACGACACAAGUUUAAUAGCCAUCACCAAGAAAAUGAAUCUCAUAUGCCUAGAUUCUUUCUCCCUCAUGCCAAAUUACAAGCUUAAAUUAAUAGCUGAAUGCCUCUUGCAUGGCUAAAAUUUCUAAUAAAAUAGUCUUUUAAGGUUAAGAUAUAUUUCUUUUGAUUGUUUAUUUUUUACAUGUAGAUACGGUUUAAUUUGUUUAUUUGGUUAUUUUGUUUAAAUGUUUAUUUAUGGAAACGUUCUCACCUUGUCUUAUAUAUUCCGGGUAUUUCAUAUUGCAUGUAGUCUUAUAACCAUUUAGUCAUCAUUAUUACUAAAUAUCGUAAUUAAUGUGUAUGAUGUGUGAAUGAUGUUUGUUCAUAAUAGAGAACCCUAUGGAUAAGAGGUGUGUGAAUUAACUCGGGAAAAUGCUUGUUCGUAGAAUUUUACUAUGUAUCAAAUGUAUUUGUGUUGUGUUGUUACAUUUGUUACAUGCAUAUUGCUGUAAAAUAGGGACUGAAAACUUACACAAUGUACAUAGAAGAAAUUUUAUACUGUAACUCUUUGAAAAUAAAGUAUUUUUAUA